This is a messenger RNA of Pangasianodon hypophthalmus (striped catfish), 2572 nucleotides long. It is a transcript of the gene sla2b, whose product is annotated as Src like adaptor 2b. Bases 357 to 1130 code for a protein of 257 amino acids. Lineage: Eukaryota; Metazoa; Chordata; Actinopteri; Siluriformes; Pangasiidae. Gene Ontology annotation, molecular function: protein binding. The record is from RefSeq and is a predicted model, not a curated record. The transcript has 8 exons.
CUCAGUGUGUUUUUCAUAUCUGAGAACCACAGAAGGAUUGACAGUUUCUUAGAGCACAUACAUCUUUCUACUGCAGGCUUCAUCAAACACUGCCUUCAAUCGAGGCCUGAUCUUCAAGUCACCUUGUUUCUCUCACUUCACACUCUUCUACCAAUCAGAAACACAGCUACUCAUCGCAGUGCGUGUUCUUGACGUGUCUACAAGGGCAGGAGUGAGUUGUUUUUGAGACUUUUUUUUUUUUGGUUAAACUCAGUCAUAAAAGAGCCAAACGGAUGAUCUGCACCCACUGAGGAGAAACAACUGGUAUCACAGCUUGGCAGAGAAAUGAGUCUGCAGUUCUGCUGAUCAGGAGCAUCAUGGGCAGCAGGCCAAGUAAAGGGAGGCGUAGCAGUAUCCCUCAAACACCCCUGCUGGAUUUGGAUGAGCCCAUGGAUGGCAGGUAUGUAGUGGUUGCUCUGUAUAACUACCCGGCAGGAGGUCCCUCCGAUUGCACUAUCAGAUUUGGGGAGAGACUCAACGUGCUUUCUGAUGAAGGCGAGUGGUGGAGAGUGAGUUCCUCAGCUACAGGAGUCGUGAGCUACAUCCCCAGCAGCUACACAUGUAAAGUGUUUAACAGGUGGCAGUUUGUAGGUCUCAGUAAACAGAAGGCAGAAGAGCUGCUUCUCAGCCCUCAGAAUCACCCUGGCUCCUUUCUCGUUAGAGAGAGCCAGACCAUACCUGGUGCUCACUCACUCUCGGUGCGACUUGAGCGCCAGUCCAUCAAACACUAUCGUAUCAAUACUAUAGAGAACGGCUGGCACUACAUCUCCCCCCGCCUCACCUUCCCCACUCUCACACACCUCGUCGAGCACUACUCUGAAGUGUCUGAUGGCCUGUGCUGUUUGCUGAAAGAGCCAUGCUUCAUUCAAGGCUCCAACAACGUUCCGGUUGUAAGCGGCCCUCCUCCUAUAUCAGUCAGAAAACCCACCAUCAACUGGAAAGAUGUCAACAGCUCCAUGAUCUUUGGGCCCCAAAAGGAAGGUGUGGAAGAGUCGCUUGUCAGUGAGGGGCUGAAGGAGUCCAUUAAUUCCUAUCUUUACAUGACUGAAAAUGGAGAAUGUAACGAAUGUGCUGGAAACUGGGACACGUGAGCUUGCGGGACCUUUGAAAGAAAGGAGAAGAGUUAAGGCUGAGGCUGACGGCCAGAUUUUACUGUUCCUCAGUUCCCCCUGGGACCUGCUGAGCUUUGCACUGACACACACAGAUCACUGGAAAGGCUCGGACAUGGACAGUACAGGAGUGUAGUAAAGACAUCGGUUCAGUAGUAGAGCAGAACAUUUGAAAAUGAAGCGGCAGCACUUUCCUGCAGUCCAUGUCAUUCUCUUUUAAGUCAUCACUCAUCUUCCAGUGUGGGUGAUGGAGAUUUUAGCGUCACAGAUUUCUGUGUGGACUUGUUCCUGAGGAUGUGAACGAAAAAAGAAAGAGAGAAACAGAAGUGACCGUGGGAGGCUCAAAGCAGUGCGUGCAGCCAUUUGUGCCGCUCAAACACUUCUGGAACUUUCUCAGUUUUCAUGGACUAGAGAGAGGCGAGGCCAUGACGGGAGACGCGAAACCUUUAUUUCUUGCUGAUUUUUUAAAAAAAAGGUUAUAUUGAACUGUUGGUUCUUAUUUAACAUUUUAAAAGUUAAGAGUACAGUACAUCUGUAAAUUCACUAUGUGCUUUUUGUUGAUUGUGUUCCAACACUGCAGUCACAUGUUAUUUAAUGCUGCUUCAAGAAAAAGCUUAAGAAACAAGUCCUGUCUUUUCACUCAUCAUAAUAUUCAGCUACAAGGGAAAAAAACACCAGUCUGCUUCAGGAAAUGUGUGUGUGUUACAGAGAAAGACAGAAAGCGAGAGAGAGAGUGCUUAUAUGCAAGUGCAUUGUUGUGGUAAAUUGUUUCCUGUGUAAGAAGGUAUUCGCACCUCACAGUUCAGGUUAAUUGUCAAUAGCUUCUGAGUUUUAAGUUUACCUGCUCACAAUACUAUACAUAGUGAUUUUAAAUGUGAAAUACAAAAUACCUACUAUAAAUAUUCUUUCUUUCUGUGCACUGUUCAUUCUGGCACAAAUGAGCUUUAAGCUUAAAGCAGCCUUUUUAUUGCUCGAGAGUUGAACUGUAUUUAUUUUAAUACUGUUAAUGUAAAUAUAGCAUAAUUACUUUUUAAAAAAGUAUAAUUAAUUUUUUAAUAGAAAAGAUGUUCUGUGUUUUUAUUUUAAUUAUGUCUAAAAAAGCCCCAAACUACCCAGGCUUUCCCCCCUAACAUUACCCUAAACUAGAGGGCUUUUUAAAAUUUUUUAUUAUUAUUUUUUUUUUCUUUCUCAUUUAUUUCCAUUGUAGCUCUUCUAUAUAUGAUUCUACAAUAUAUGAUUAACAUUGUUAUUUGAACAGUUAGGCCAGUCUGAAGGCUUAACACUAAUGUAUGGGCUGGUUAGUUGAUAUAAAUAAUCCACUGCUAGCUACACUGCUAGUGAAAACACAAGAUGUAUUACAUUCAAUUUUCUAUGAGGUCUGGGAAACAUCAUAAUUCACGAAAUAAAAGUUACACUUAUAGUCA